Magallana angulata is the source of this 3677-nucleotide messenger RNA. RefSeq lists its product as uncharacterized. The transcript is spliced from 6 exons. NCBI's taxonomy places the organism in Eukaryota, Metazoa, Mollusca, Bivalvia, Ostreida, Ostreidae. The coding region runs from base 46 to 780 and encodes 244 amino acids. The record is from RefSeq and is a predicted model, not a curated record.
ACCAAGGUUGAGGACCGAGUAGCCUUGUAGCAUGGCGUUGUCGUGAUGAGUUUACUACCCGUGUCUCUAUUGUCUCUAUUGCUCCUAAGAUCUGCGCCAUCUCUCGGUCGUACACUGACGUUUAAAGAUGACGGUUGCAAGGGAACAUACAAACCUUCACCACAAGAGAGUUUUAUGGUCAAUCACACGGGUGCCCCUCUGCACACCUUUUGUCGGGAUAUGUCAUUCAGUGGCUGGGAUUAUGAUCACCCCGUCGAAGUAUGUGUAAAAGUAACGGACUAUAAAAUUGACUGCUCCCAGAAGCUUGAAUACAGAAAGGGCACUAACUGGGGCAAACCAACUAAGAGUUGUGACUGCAAUGACGAUGUAGAGACUAUUCCAAUAUUUUGCACGUUUGAGCUUUUAUAUAUUCGGAUACAGGGUGACGAGCAGAGCGAGAAUACACGAGUACUUUACACAGUGUACAGCGGGAAAGAAAGGCCCCAGAACAGCGAUCCCAAAUCGUCCUUAAUUGUCGUCUUUCUCGGUACCACACUACUGACAGCAUUGUUUUUUACUUCCUGUAUAUUCGGGUAUUACAUGCGCCAUUGGAGAGCACCACAGCAUCGGAACCAUGAAGAAGUGGCUACGUAUAACCCCAGCCAACAACCACAGAUCAAUAUUAAUCAUUGCUACCACCCAGUUCCAAAUCAGGACGUGUCUCCAAAUCAGAACCCUGGCCACGGACAGCCCUCCACUUCCUCUCUACAAGGGUACAGCGUGCCAGCACAGGGGCCUUAACAGUGGAGCAGUCAGUUGUUAUGUUGUAAAUUUUGAAUUUCCUUGGUGGGUGUAAAUACAAAAUUUACAACAUGACAAUUUGUAAAUUUUGAAUUUACUGGGUGGGUGUAAAUACAAAAUUUACAACAUGACAAUUGUCAUGUUGUAAAUUUUGUAUUUACACCCACCCAGUAAAUUCAAAAUUUACAACAUGACACAGUUUCCAAAUUACCCCGCCCCUAACGCACCUGUUGCGUACUCGGGGUCGGACAACAAACACCAACAAGCGUCCAUUUGACAUCGAGUGAUUCAUCAUCGUACGACGAGGCCCCAAAGGAAAAGUGUAGCAUAGACACAGACCUUUAGUUCUGCUUAGCAAUAUCAGAGUGAUAAUAUCAUAAAACAGAAGUGCCGAGAGGCAUUGUGCACAAAAUAUGCGACGACAAGCUGCAAGUGGAUCUUUCUGACUUUGUAGCUGCUUUUCCACGGUUGAUCGUUAAAAAGUACAGUAAAGUACAUUUGUGCCAUAAAAGUUAUGAAAGUAUUUGUAUUGUAAACGACUUCAAAUUAUGUGUAAACGGUUAUUUGCUGUAACUCGUUUUUCAGAUAGUAUGGGAACUUUGUACUGUGUACUCUGUGAUAUUUUUUUAUACUCUUUUUGUUUGUGUUUUUUUUAUGUACAUGUAUAUAUGUAUUUUAUUUUAUUUAUCUUAUCUAUAGACAAUUAAGCAAUAACUUUUGUAAAAUUAAGCUGUGUAGUUCAAUCAGUAUCGUUUUCUUCAUUUCUAUACAACAUUUUCCUUUCGAAAAUUCCCAUUUGCAUCCAACACCUUUCCAAAGUGCGUUGUCACACACCUUUUUAAAUGUGUAAUUAAAGAAAUGACAUGUACGUAGUCUGCACUAGUAUGGAUGGUGAUAUUAACAGCAACAAACAUUUGGUGAAAAAGAGAAAAAAAUGAGGACAAAAUGAUACAAUCAAGAACAUUGCAAUGUUUUUAUCUCUAUAGGAAACACGCAAACUGGCUGGACAUACGACUGAGCUUGUGUCUUUUCUUAGCCCACCUGAACCGAAUGUUUAAGUGAGCUCUCUGAUCACCUGUUGUCCGUCGUCCGUUCGUAUGUAAACUUUUCACAUUUUUGACUACUUCUCUAGAAAAACUGGGCCAAAUUUAAUUAAACUUGGCAAAAAGCAUCCUUAUGGGAAGGGGAUUAUUUCUUGUUAAAAUAAAAUGCAAAGUUCUUUUUAAAAGAGAGAUAAUUGCGAAACGGUGAACAUAGGAUGUGUGUUUUAAAAAUAUUUUUCUCUAGAAUCACUGCACCAGAAAUGCAAAUAUUUACACCAAAGCUUUUAUAUAUCAUAAUAAAGAUUCUAAAAAUUGUAUUAGUAUUAGUCAGGAGGUCACAAUUUAAACAAUAUGGAAUUAACAUUAUUUGACGAUACUUGCAAAGUAAUUUCACAGAUUGUAGCAUUGUAGUUCUGGAGAAGAAUUUUAAAUAUUUUUCUCUAUAUAUUUUUAUGUAAGACUUUUAAUCUCUCUUGGGGCCCCAAUAUAUAAAUGAGGGUAUCGAUUUUAACAAUUCAGAAUAUAGGGGAAAGGUUUUAAAAAUAAUGAUAAUUUACCUACGAGGGUUGUUCGGAAAUUAUUGAGACAUUUCCUCUUAUUCUUUUAGUAAAAAAGAGAAACCAUUGAAAUUUCACCAAAACGUAAAUCACGAUAGAGACUAUCAAUGUGAAAAGUUUCUUGUUAAUGGCAUGAAUAGAUCAUUCCUGGUAAGCUGACCAACCUACCUUUGUCCAAUGACCCGGCGCAACCGCAAACUUUUCGCAACGUCAUUUUAACGCUUCUUAUUGCUCCUGUGUUUUAAACACCUUACAAACCAACGGAAAUGAGAACUAUUCUUUAUUUAUCAUCUUUUGUUUUCAUUUCAAGAUGUCAUCAUUUACAUUUUCUGUCAUUCUUGUUAUUUUCAGGGUGAAAAUCGAGUUAUUUUUCCCGAAAGUCUAAUUACUGCGAAUGUCUCCUGCAGUUAUUUUUUAUAUAUGUUAGAACUGUUGACAACAGUUAGUGUGUCAAAGUACUUGAUAAUUAAUCCCUUUGGCCUAAUUCUAGUUAAACAAUCAGUGAAAAAAAUAUGAUGAACUGAAGCUCUAUACCUUGUCUUGUCGUCGUAUAGUUUUUUUGAAGCAAUUGCUUGGCCUUAAAAGGUCUUCUUCUGAGAUUUCCACCAGUUUGACAGUUUUUAAUGCGCCGCCUUGACGUCAAAAUUCAAUGUAAAGUCGUUGUCAGAUUUCUAUUGUUUGGUAAAUAUAUGUGUACUGUCACAAUCAAUAGAUUUAUUCAUUCUUACUAUUUUCCUAUAGGGUACCUCUGAUUUUUAUUCUAUAUUCAUAUCCUUUUUGGUGCCUCAAUUUUAUCAAUUCAGGUAUUGGUCAAUAUUGGACUAUACUCGGACUGUUCUAUUUGUUUACUAUGAUGCUAUAAAUACCCAUGUUUUGGUCAGUGAGCCGGGGUCCAUUAGCACGCACUGCAGUAGUAACACGAUGUAUAGCUAAGUGUAUUUUUUACGGUAACCAUCUCCAUUAGGGGUUCCAGCAAGGCUCCAGCAAUGUCCCAGUGAUGAUUCGGCCAUAGUCACCAGUGUUCCGGUAUUGAACAUCUUACCACCCGUGUAACCUCCUUCGAGUAUUCACUUACUACGCUGGAAGCCGGUGGACGGAAGCCGUCAUCUUAGGACGUGGUACCGAAGGAGGACACAUUGGAGGAACACUGGAGGGACACUGCUGUCCAAUAUACCACCAUAGGACAUUGACGAAUCAGAUAUUAGAAACAUUUUUUUUUGUUAAUAUUUUGUGUGUGUGUGAAUGUGUAUAUUUGUAAAUUUAUUGAUUUUAUAUAUAGAUAAAGAUUGUAAAUACC